AUGAGGGAAUUAAAACCUAAAUUUUGGAAACUUCGACAAUUAUCCUCAUCUGAUGAAAUAAUGUUUAAUUUAAUUAGUGGUUCAGUUUUUCUACGUUUUCUUUAUCCAGCUAUUUUAUCACCAAAUCUAUUUGGUCUAACUCAAGAAUAUCCACAUGAAAAAUCAUCAAGAAAAUUAACAUUAAUUGAGAAAACAUUACAAACAAUAGCCAAUUUUUCUAAGUUAGUUUCUUAUUACUAUUCAAAUAAUUUAUCUAAAAAUCUUUAUUUUAUUCUAUGCCGAGAAUAUUCAAUCCUUCAUUCCACUCUUGCUCAUCUAUUCGAACAAAUUGAUUUAAAUACUCGUCCAACAUUAAAUGAAUUAACAAAUAUAAAACUAUUUUAUUCAACAACACAAAAAUGGUACACAGAGAUAUCAACAUCAUCAUCAUUAUCAGAAUAUUUUUAUAAUCGCUUAGAUAAAUAA
Molecule: messenger RNA, 465 nt
Organism: Rotaria sp. Silwood2
Lineage: Eukaryota; Metazoa; Rotifera; Eurotatoria; Philodinida; Philodinidae
Source: the annotation of a GenBank genome assembly